This is a messenger RNA of Aegilops tauschii subsp. strangulata, 1538 nucleotides long. Its product is annotated as GDSL esterase/lipase At5g45670. Lineage: Eukaryota; Viridiplantae; Streptophyta; Magnoliopsida; Poales; Poaceae. Gene Ontology annotation, molecular function: hydrolase activity, acting on ester bonds. The record is from RefSeq and is a predicted model, not a curated record.
GUGGGUCAUGUGCAAGCGUGACUCGUGCUACCUAGCCAGCUCCUCCUCUGGUCGACAUCCCGACCUCUCCGUCCAUAUCCACCUCUCUCCCCGCCCCGCUCGUCGACCGAUCUCCCCUGCACCCGUGCCUAGCUAUAGCUAGCUAGCUAAGUCUCUCAUCGGAAGCUAGCUUAGCCCUAGCAACGUGCUCGCGCGCCAUGGAGCUGGUGGGGCGGCUGGCGUGCUUGGUGGCGGCGGCGGCGGCGGCGCUGGCGCUGGCGACGGUGGCGAGGUGCGACCCGCAGGUGCCGUGCUACUUCAUCUUCGGCGACUCGCUGGUGGACAACGGCAACAACAACUACAUCGUGUCCCUGGCGCGCGCCAACUACCCGCCCUACGGCAUCGACUUCGCCGGCGGCCCGUCGGGGCGCUUCACCAACGGCCUCACAACCGUCGACGUCAUCGCUCAACUUCUGGGCUUCGACAAUUUUAUCCCUCCCUACGCGGCGACGGGCGGCGACCAGCUCCUCAACGGCGUCAACUUCGCCUCCGCCGCCGCCGGGAUCCGUGCCGAGACCGGCCAGCAGCUGGGCGGCCGGAUCCCGUUCGCGGGGCAGGUGCAGAACUACCAGACGGCGGUGCAGACGCUGGUGAACAUCCUGGGCGACCGGGACACGGCGUCGGAGCGGCUGAGCCAGUGCAUCUUCACGGUGGGCAUGGGCAGCAACGACUACCUCAACAACUACUUCCAGCCGGCCUUCUACAACACCGGCAGCCGCUACACGCCGGAGCAGUUCGCCGACUCGCUCAUCGCCGACUACCGCCGCUACCUCCAGGCCAUGUACAGCUACGGCGCCCGGAAGGUGGCCCUGAUCGGGGUGGGCCAGGUCGGCUGCGCCCCCAACGAGCUGGCGCGCUACAGCCCCGACGGCGCCACCUGCGUCGGCCGCAUCGACGGCGCCAUCCAGAUCUUCAACCGGCGGCUGUUCGGUCUCGUCGACCAGAUGAACACCCUCCCCGGCGCGCACUUCACCUACAUCAACGCCUACAACAUCUUCAACGACAUCCUGGCCAACGCCGCCGCCUACGGGUUCACGGAGUCCACCGCCGGGUGCUGCGGCGUGGGCCGGAACAACGGGGAGGUGACGUGCCUGCCGUACCAGGCGCCCUGCGCCAACAGGGACCAGCACAUCUUCUGGGACGCCUUCCACCCGUCGGAGGCGGCCAACAUCAUCGUCGGCCGGAGGUCCUACCGCGCCCAGUCGCCCAACGACGCCUACCCGAUGGACAUCAGCACGCUCGCAUCCCUUUGAUCCCAUAUGCAAAGAUGUACAAGUCCCAUUUCCUAUCGCCAACAAGGGCAUGGAAAAGGAUUUCUUUUCGAUCUGUAAGCGCGCGUAUAUUAGUCUGUUCUUGUUUUUUUUUCAUUUAGCGAUGAAUACGCAUGCAGUUGUGUAACAGGUAUAGACAAUAAUUGGUUUUCAUUCAUCACAAGGAUUAAGGUGUUCAGUGGAGAGAAAGGGAUGUGUUCAGGACAGUUAAAUUCUGGUUUUCAUUUA